Messenger RNA from Hydractinia symbiolongicarpus, 1748 nucleotides. RefSeq lists its product as uncharacterized. NCBI's taxonomy places the organism in Eukaryota, Metazoa, Cnidaria, Hydrozoa, Anthoathecata, Hydractiniidae. The transcript has a single exon. The record is from RefSeq and is a predicted model, not a curated record. The coding region runs from base 430 to 1638 and encodes 402 amino acids.
UUUUAAUAUAAUUUUAUCGGCAACUUUAAUAAAAAAACUUCACAAGAAAGAGGAAGUCGGGACAUAGCUAUAAAGAUCGCUAAUAUUAAUGGGCUACUUCCGUUUGUUUGUCUGUCUGUAACAGGAAAUGUAGAUGUAUUCAUUUUCGCUUAAAGUCUCCGAAGAAGUUAUUUGUGAAACUUAUUAAAGUUCCAUUAGGGCAUAAAUGCGAGGGUAACUAAUGACCCACCAAAUUGGGUGAGUUCGCCAGACCUGGGUCAACGAACCUGUUUCGAAUUUUAUUUAUUUUAUUGAUCACCGUUUCAAGCUCUAUACAAUCAUAGUCACAAGAAAAAAAGAUAGUCUAGUUGCGUGGACCGUCGGCAUUGCUUACGCGAACUAUCCUCAAUCAGCCUGUGACGGCCCGCUCAUCCUGCACAGAAGUUCAAAAUGGCGGCGCAUGCAGGAGGAGACUACCUUGCAGGCGAAGAUCUUGAUGAUUUAUUUGAGUUACUUGAAGGCGGUUUUCUUGAUGAAGAUGUGGAUUUUAAUGUGGAAUUAGAUGCUGUGAUAACGGAAGUGGAAGCUUACGAAGAAGUUGGGUAUCCUUGUCAGGAUUGUGAUAAAAUUUGUAAAUCACAACGUGGCCUGACUAGACAUCGCAAUGUCAAACACACUACUGAAGUUACUCCUGAAAUAUCGACGAAUGCUGGUCCUUCAUUACCAAAACUUACUAAAGAAGAACAAAUUUUGAAAAAGCUACACCCUUUGAAGUUGAAAGUACUUAUCACGAAGAGUGCUGAGAUAUGCAUUGGUGAUCAAUGUUUACCCAAAUCAACCAGGGAAGUGUUUCGUGAUUUCAAAGUUUCUAAUGAUGAUGCGGUCAAACUUUGGGAAAAACUGAAGCCAAUCAUUGGAAAGUAUAACGGUGAUGCAGAAGAUUUUUAUGCAAACUUUUUUGGUCUAUUGAAAGAUAACUUGCUUCCAUCAAAAUUUGAGGACACUACUUUGAGCAAUAUUAUUCUAACAGAACUUGCAAAUCAUGUUUCAAUUCAUCUUUCGGGUAAUGAUAAAGUUGUCGAUUCUGUAACUGAAGCUGUAACACCUAUCUCGGAGAAUGAACAAAAAAGCCUGCAAUAUGUGGCUGGAUUUAUCGUUCACAAGCUUUAUACAAAACUCCGUUUUUCGAAAAAGUCUCAACAAAGUGAAUUCAACAAACAGGCUGUAUCAAUCCUACAAGCAUGCAAAGUUGACUGUGAUGAUUCACAGACAUUGAUCAAUAUACGCGACCGUGGUGGCUUGUGGAGAGUGAACAAACAAAUACAAGAACUUUUUCGAGAAUGUGAAAAAAUGUUUCGGUUGAAAACUUCAAAUUUCAGCACAACACUAAAUUGUCAAGACCUUGUUAAAAAUAUGCUCAAAAACUGUUCUGUACUUUCCAAUUUCAAAAGUGUCUGUUAUACCAUUGAUCCACAAGUCAGUAAAGAAGUCAGUAUGAAUCUUCUGGAACACAUGCUUACUAUGUUUACAAGAGUUCGCAGCUUUUCCUAUGCUAGAGACAUACGUGAAAAACAUAAGGCUGCUAAAAAACUUGCAAAGAAAAGAUCAUUGAGAACUGAAAUUAAAAAAGCCAGUAGCAGCAAAGACAUGGGUCACUGAUUCAUCUAGUUCCGGGCAUGAACUAUAAAAUCUGCCACAAUGGCUAUUUUUAUAGCCACACAUGUGAUAAAAAAACAUUACACAUGGCUAAAAAUCACAAUAAAAAUUCA